AGAUAAUAGUAAAAUGAGAAUAGAAAUAAAAAUCUGGGAAUCAGUAUUUUUAAAUAUAAUAUAUAUAAUAGAGUAAUUAAUUUUAUUUUGCAAAUGAAACACACAUAGCAAAGAAAUGGGAGGAGAUAAGUAAGUAAGAAUUGAUCAUUAGCACCAUCUCAUGCGUAAAAGAUAUAUUUCUUCAAUAAAUAAAGUAACACAGGAUAAAAAUUAUUAGUACCAUUUUGAAUGUCUGAGGAAUCUUUCUAAAAGCAUUCAAGAAAUGGUACUAGCUUUCAAUUCUUAUCUUAGUUUGCGUUCGUUUUAUCUAAAGAAUGUCUUUAUCAAUCAAGAGAUGGCAUUUACUAUCAAAUCUUAUAUUAUUUCUUAUAGUUUUUAUCUAUGUUUCAUCUUCGUUACUCUGGAGAUGGCGCAAAGCAUACUAUAAUUUUUCAUCUAUCUUCAUCCUUCUUUUACUAUUUGUUUUCCUUGUUUAUAUUUAAUUUACAAAUUCAUGUGCUCAAGAAAUUGUUGGCAAGAUUUAAUUUUAUUAUCUUAUAUCAUAAAUAUAUAUAUUCUAUAUAUUUAUAUAUGUAGUAGGAGAAUAUACUUUUUUGAAUAUAUGUGUUAUAUAAUAAAUCAAUUUUUUUAUGUCAAUUUUAUAUACAUCGGGAAUCAUUAUUUUUAUAUAUUUAUAUAAUUAUGUAUUUUAUAUAUAAAUUCGAUUUAUUCGAAUAAAACAAGUAUAUCAAAUUCCAUAAUUAAUAUUAAGUAAAAUGAUGAAAAAAAUGUUUUUUUUUAAAUGCAGAAGAUGGCACUAGUACUCAAUUCUUAUUCUAUCUCUUCCAUCUUUCUUUUAUAUUUACUUUCUUCGUUUAUAUCUGUUUCAUUUACAGUACUCUAGAGAUGGCGCUAAAUCCCAAAUUUUUAUUUUAUCUGUAUUUUUAUCUCUCUAUCCGCUAUUCUUGUUUAGCAUCACGAAUAGAUUCUCAAGAAUCUUGUUGCUUAUUCUAUUGGAUAUAUUGGAAUAAUUAAUUUAUACAUAAAUAUUAAUUAAACUAUAUUAAAAGAUAUUAAUUAAACAUAAAAAUUUUUACAAUUUAUUAGAUUUUUAUUAUUUUCGAAAUAAUAUUUCCAUUUUAUAAUUUUAUUUUAUUUAAUAUUAAAUAUAAAUUAGAUAUUAAAAAUGUGCAUGAAUCAUUUGUUGAAGAUAUUUGUUAUUAUAAAUUUAUUAUGAAAUGAUAGGAUCAUUUUAUUUUCUUAUUUUUAUUUUCACGGUAUUUUUUAUUCAUCAAAUUUUCUUCGCAUUUUAAAAUGUUGAAAUGUUAUUUAAAAUUAAUAUAAAAUUAAUAAGAAAGUUUUUAAUAUUUCAGUCAAAUUUCAAAAGAUACGCGUUUUUAAAGAAAAUUUCGGAGUAAAACUUACUAAAGAUUAUUGAAAUAUCAAUCGAAUUUUAAUUACGAGUUACACUACGAGAAACACAUGGCGAAUGAUUUGCACGUUCAAAGUUUCAAAGUACUAUUUGAUUACGAACACCUAUACUUAGAUCGAUAAAACACGUUGCGUGCAAAAAAUAUCAAGGGCACAGGUGUACUGUUACCAUUCCUCUUUGUUUUCCGUCUAUAAAAAAAGAAAUAGAAGAAAAUGAAAUUGAAAUCUUUCGAACGUGUUCACGCAUUAAAUCGAACAAGAAUUCUCACACGUCAACAACAAUAUUCCUGUCCCUAUUUUUCAAAGAUUCAAGAAUAAUUUUUCAAUCGAUUCGUGAUCAAAAAGAAAUUCCUAUUCUCUUAUCAUUUCCUUUAUUCUUCUUCUUCUCUAAAAUUAGAUAAUUUUUCCCUCCCAUCUAUUCCUAAUAAAAUUACAACAAGCUUUCCCAUCCAAGUUAAACCAAAUUGUUUAUCCAAAAUGUUUCAAUAAUUUCAUCAUGAAAGAAUGGAUCAUGAAAGAAACAUAUUCUUGUCCUCUCUCCCUCUUCUUCUCCCCCUUCCUUCCUCCGCAUUUUUUCUUUAAAAUUCUUACACAACAACGUAAUCAAGGAAGGAACGAUGGAAAGAUCGCGAUAUCAUGGAAUGGGGAAAAAACCUAGGAUGAAAUUUUUCCUCUGCGAAGCACGUGCGAAACACGAGAUAAUAUUGGCGGAUGCGUUUUAGAAACGGAACGUCUUAUUUUUCGAUUUCCUGUCAAAAGCGGAGCAUGCUGACGCGAAGGAAGAUCGACACUGGGGAACACUGACCUCCCUCUACUACUUGCCUUGUGUCCUUGGCCUUGAAACGAGAACGUGUUUCGGGAGAUGAAAUCCAACCGCACAGGUGGAACGAUAAUUGCUCGGCCGUCAUAGCGAACGUAAGCCUCGGCUUUACUUUCGCUCCGUUACGGAAUCGGAGAACUUACGGAUGAGGAGGAGAGUCACGAGCGUUAGGUAACCAUUUUUUUAUCCCCAUCUUUGCUCGAGGGAACGGGCGAAAAAUCGAUGGAAAUCGAUCGAUCGAUAAAGUGAAAACGUACGUGUGAGCUUCGGAGAAUUAUAGAAGAGAGAAAGAAUUGUAGAGAAUUAUGGAAGAAAGAAAUCGGCAGUAUACAAUUUUUCCUUGGAAAAUUCGUUGCGCGGUGGAAUAUAUCGAGGGAAGAUGAUUUCAAAAUUUUUGAAAAUUUUUCUAAAACGAAAGCGCGAGAGCGAGCGACUCGAUGCAUUACGGUUUCAACUCGUGCAAAGAAAAUUAUCCAAUUUAUGCCUCUGAACGAGAAGACCGCUGUUUACCGACGCAAUUAAUUUCAAUUGAGUCGCGCUAUUUUUCUCCGUUUCUAUACGAAACCCGAUACAUAUUUGGCGUCGGUACAUUUCAAUUUUUUUUUAAAGGAUAGAUCUUAUAUAAGAUAAAUGUAUCUUUAAUCUUAAACCUUGAAGAUUAAUUUAAUGAAACUAAAUUUCUUGUAUGAAUCGGAUAGAAAAUUUUCAUGUCGUGUCGAUAAGAUAAUUAAUCCUAUCGCAGAUGCAAUUUGACCGAGAAAAGAAAUAUGCACAAGACGCGUUGAACAAAGAGUAUUAAUCAUUUUGAUCCGCUUUUAAUCGUAUCCGAGUAACCACGUCUCUGAUCCACGAAAAACCACUAAGACAAUAAUCGGUUUGACCUAUGGCAUCCAUUCCCAAGGCUUGUUAAACGUAAUAAUUAUUAUUGACGUCCCAUUCGUUUCCGUUUCGAUGACUUUGAAAAAUUUUUUCCCCCCUACACCUUUGCAUUGUUUUUCUCAACUUAGACUCAUAAAACUUACAUACGUGCGACGGUAUGUAUACAUUACAUAUGGAAAAUUCUGAUAUUAAAAUCAGUGGUUAACAUUGUUUCAUCGAAGUUUAUUUAUUCAAAAAAACGUCUAUUCAAAUUUUACUUAAUUUAUUUAUUCACCUAUUGAAAAAGAAAGAAAGAAAAAUGUAAAAGUCAUCAUAAGCUAAGAAAGAAAAAAGAAGAAUUUCGAAACACUAAUAUUCUCGAAUUAACGAGGACGAUAACGUAAUAAUAAUCCUGUUAAAAAAAAAAAUAACACCAAUGUGACUACAUUUAGAACAUAAAUUUUGAAUAAUCGGAAAAUAAACGAUAGAGAGAAGAAGAAAAUUGUAUCCAACAUAAAUUACAAACAUUCAUCUCUGAACAGAAUUUCCAUUUCCCCUCGAAUGAACGAGUAAGAACUAAAGAAAGAAUUACAAAUAUAUAAACGAAAACACGGGGGAGGGGGAAAGAAGAGGGGGAAGCUCGAAGUCGAGAUCCUCUUCCUCCUGAGAUCAUCGUCAUCGUCAAAAAUAUGUAGAAUAAAAUAAAAACUGGAGAGUUGAAGAAUCGAAGGCGACGGGAGGAAUCGACGAAAGGAGAGAAAGGAGAGAAAGAAAGAAGAAGGGAGCGGCGGCGAGUGGCGGGCACCCACAGCUGCUCCGACUCCUGUUACCGCGUCAUCGAGUGACGCCCGCCCGAUUGCACGCGAUACGCUCUGCCCGCCCGAUGAAAUCACCUUGCGCAAUCGGUUCUUUUUUAUCCGUGGGAAUUCGCAGGUCCCUUAUAUAUACAUACAUACGCGAUUCGCGUGCCCGACACAAGCGACAGACAAGCGGCCGCUCAGCCACGGAUGUGAAUGGUGGGUCCAUUCGUACCGAUCUGGAACGAAGGAAGCCGCGUCUCGGCCGGUGUACACACAGUCACCAGAUAAAACCGGACUUGCACUCGGUGAAUAACGAGUCUCCGCGUGGCUGUCCUCUCGGCUGCAACAACGGCCACACUGUUGUGUACCGCACCGUUUCACCGCCUCUCGUUUCCUUCGGCUUUCCUUCCUUUGGCCGACGAGAGAGAGAGGAGAAAAAUCGGAUAGACGAAAACGAGGCGAAGUUUCACACGGAGAGAAGGCAAAGAUCGGGUCGCGGAGCUUGUAGAAGUAGGAGGAGGUUGGAAAAAUCGCACGGAGACAUGGCCGAGGUGAAAGAGACAGACUGGUGACUUGAGUCGAGAAGAGUUGGAAGUUUCGAAGUUCGAUAGAGAGGAAAGAGAGAGGAAUAGGGAGGAGGAUUUUUGUUGUUGUUAUUCCAGUCGAUCUGGAAUGAUCGUUUGGAGGAGCUAAGGAGAAGAGGGUAAAAAAAGGAUUAUUCUCGUGUGAUUAUUUUUAUAUACAAUAAUUCUCGUUUGAGAUCUGAGCUUUGAGAGAUGAAUCUGUGCGAAGUGGAAUUGAGAAAUAAAAAUUUCUUCAAUUGGAGCCAAGAGAACAGCGUGUGGAAAAAGGUCUUGUUGGUUUACCUAAGUGAUUUCUGGCUGAUGACAUUCUUCUUGGGAAUGUGGGAAAUAUACACGUGGGGGGAUUAUAUGUUUUAUGAAGAAUUUGACGAUGAUUACGAGCCAUUAGAUGCUUUGUAACUCGUGAGAAAAGUUAUUUCUUCCCAGAAUUUUCUCGAGAGCAUGGAUUUCAAGAACGUGUUCGAAGAUCUUGAACCGUAUAGAAAAUUGACAACACAUGAAGAAUGGUGAAUCGAAGGAUUGAAUAGGAAGAAAAUCGUAAAAAUCGAUCCUGAAAAAAAAAGAGAAAAUAUCAAAAGAAGAUAAAAAUGAUCGUCGCAAAUGGAAUAAAUGGACACGUGGAGGAAUAUUUGGAUAAGGUCGAGGUGAAUGCGGAGGAGGAAAAGAGAAGGGAGAAGAAAGGAGUCACGUAUCAGAUACUAAUGGUUCUCUGCGCUAAUUCUUCGAUCCUGGGUCCAUCCAUGGCUUUCGGCUAUAGCGCAGUGGCAUUGGAACCGAUGAUGGCACCUAGUAGCGACGUGAAAAUCGACAAAGUUGAAGCAAAUUGGAUUGCCACAGCUACAGCACUGGGUAUCCCACUCGGUUGCAUUGUAUCUAGUUACACUAUGAGGCGGGGAAGAAAGUUGAGCCUGUUGAUAACGUCGAUCGUGUCCAUCGUUGGAUGGUUGCUCAUUUAUCUCGCUGGAACAUACGAGCAGAUUCUUGUGGGCAGAAUUAUUUCCGGAAUCGCGACCGGAAUGGCCUCGGUCCCAGCCACCGUUUAUAGCGCGGAGAUUUCUUCUCCAAAAUGGCGAUCGACCAUGGUCACGUGGACCAGCGUAACCAUCGCUAUUGGCGUUUUGAUCGUUUACAUUUUUGGCUAUGCGUUGAAGGACAACUGGCGUACGGUGGCACUGCUGUGCGCCCUGUUUCCCCUGGUCUCGGCCGCACUGACCUUGGCCAUCGUCCCAGAAACCCCGAUCUGGUUGCGAGACAGAGGUCGUCUAGACGAGGCGUUACAGGUGUUGAAGAAAUUCCGCGGUGUCCCCAACGAUGCGCCGCCCCCGCAACAAUUACACCAAGAGUUGAAGCCACGUCCCCAACGAGCGAAUCAAAACUUCGCGAAACAUUUGCUCAAGAGGAACGCCGUUCUACCAUUCGCUGUUAUGCUCGGCUACUUCUUCUUCCAACAAUUCUCUGGAAUUUUCGUCGUUGUCUAUUAUGCCGUGAAUAUAGUAGAGAGCGCUGGCAUCGCCAUAGAUCCGAAUUUGGGAGCGGUGUUGAUAGGAUUGGCCAGGUUGUUCGGUAGCGUGUUGGUGGCGUGCGCGUCGGGAAAAUUCGGUAGAAGGAAGCCAUCGAUCGUUUCCGGAUGCUCCAUGACCAUUUUCAUGGGGAUUUUGUCCGUCUAUUUAUGGAUCAAGGACAGGGGAUAUCGCGUGAACGACAACGGGCUGGUUCCAGCGAUAUGCGUAGUGAUGUACAUUUUUGGUAGCACGCUUGGCUUCUUGGUUAUCCCUUUUGCCAUGGUGGGCGAGGUGUACCCUACGAAGGUGAAGGAAGUGUUGACGGGACUGACUUCGUGUAUCAAUUAUAUUUUCAGCUCGAUCACGGUGAAAAUUUAUCCGGACAUGGAGGCUGGUAUGGGCAGGCAAGGUGUGUUCGUAUUUUUCACCGUGAUGUCGUUGUUGGGAACGUUGUUCGUUAUUUUUUUCCUGCCUGAGACGAAAGGGAAGACGUUAAGAGAAAUCGAGGACAUGUUCUCGAAAAAGAAGAAGGGGAAGGAGGAGGAGAAAACUGUUAAUUGGAAAGAAGAGAGAGAAAAAAUGAUAGAUCUCAAAAAUCCUGUAUAUGAACAGGCGUAGUUUCAUCGUCCUUUUCGGACAGAAGAUAUCAAUGCAAAGGAAAUACUCCUAAUUUUUUUUAAACUUUUAAUUACUAUUUUUUUUUUAGAAUUUGAUAAAGAAUUCGAUUGCGAAAUUUUUCUCAAUCGUUACUUAAUUAAAUCGUUCCAUUAAAAUUUAACCAUAAUACGUUACGUUAAAUAUGUUACAGUAUAUCUACCACUAUGUGUUCAUUUUUCAUUUUAAUUUAAGAAAUUCUUUCGAUUAAUGAUAACGUUACAUCGAAUAUUUUUUUAUUACCGUCGAUAAUAUACGAUUAUAAUGUGCAAUAUCAUCUCUGUAUGAAUAUAAAUAAUCUAGGAAAAAAAAUUAAUUUCAUUAAUCUUAUUUGAUAAUAGUUACAAUUUAUUAUGUAUUUUAAUCCUUUAGUUUUAUAUUAUAUAAUUUGAUCCUAUUGCAAAGUGUUGCAAUCGCAACACGUUAUUAUCAUAUUGUUACUUCUAAAUGGAACUGUAUAAAUAAAUUGUACGUGAUAACGACGCAAAUGAACGAUAAGAAAUGUCAAGGUUGUUUGUUACGGUCAUUAUUUUUCGAUUGAUGUACGACUACUAUAUUUUUCAUUGAAUUUUUCAAGACAGAAAAAAAAAGUAAAAUAAAAAUGAUUCAAAAAGAAAUGACAAAAACAAAGAAA
This is a messenger RNA of Apis cerana (Asiatic honeybee), 7262 nucleotides long. RefSeq names its product facilitated trehalose transporter Tret1-2 homolog. Gene Ontology annotation, molecular function: transmembrane transporter activity. The record is from RefSeq and is a predicted model, not a curated record. Gene Ontology annotation, cellular component: membrane. Gene Ontology annotation, biological process: transmembrane transport. Lineage: Eukaryota; Metazoa; Arthropoda; Insecta; Hymenoptera; Apidae.